AUGAGCCCCAAACGAGCACAGCACAGUUUUCUCUCUUUCUCUCGUUCCCAGGUGAUAUCUGCGGUAUCCAGGCUCUCCUUCCACAGUAUUGCACAAACGAAAGGAAUUAGGCCUUUCCCUUCGGAGGAGACCACAGAGAACGAUGACGAUGUCUAUCGGAGCCUGGAGGAGCUGGCGGACGAGCAUGAUCUGGGGGAGGAUAUUUAUGACUGUGUCCCCUGUGAAGAUGAAGGCGAUGAUAUCUAUGAAGAUAUCAUCAGAGUGGAAGUUCAACAGCCCAUGAUUAGGUACAUGCAGAAAAUGGGAAUGACAGAAGAUGACAAAAGAAAUUGCUGCUUGCUAGAAAUUCAAGAAACCGAGGCCAAAUACUACAAAACACUUGAAGAUAUAGAGAAGAACUACAUGAACCCACUGAAGCUGGUACUGACCCCCCAGGACAUGGAAGCAAUUUUUAUCAAUUUGGAGGACCUCAUUAAAGUGCACUUCAAUUUCCUGAGAGCCAUCGAUGUCUCUAUGAUGUCUGGAGGAAGCAGCCUGGCAAAAGUGUUUCUGGAAUUCAAAGAAAGGCUCCUGAUUUACGGCAAGUACUGCAGCCACAUGGAGUAUGCACAGAACACGCUCAACCACCUCCUCGCGAACCGGGACGACGUGCGGCAGAAGGUGGAGGAAUGCACGCUGAAGGUUCAGGAUGGGAAAUUCAAACUGCAAGAUCUGCUGGUGGUUCCAAUGCAAAGAGUUUUGAAAUAUCAUCUCCUUUUAAAAGAGCUGCUCAGCCAUUCCUCCGACCGGCCGGAAAAGCAACAGCUCAAGGAAGCCCUGGAGGCGAUGCAGGACUUGGCCAUGUACAUAAACGAAGUAAAAAGAGACAAAGAGACUUUAAAGAAAAUCAGUGAAUUUCAGAGCUCCAUAGAAAAUCUGCAAGUGAAACUGGAGGAAUUCGGGAGGCCCAAGAUAGACGGUGAAUUGAAGGUCCGCUCCAUAGUAAACCAUACGAAGCAGGACAGGUAUUUAUUUUUGUUUGAUAAAGUGGUGAUCGUUUGCAAAAGGAAAGGGUACAAUUAUGAGCUGAAAGAAAUUAUUGAGCUGCUCUUCCACAAGAUGACAGACGACCCUAUGAACAACAAGGACAUUAAAAAGUCCCAUGGAAAAAUGUGGUCGUACGGCUUCUACCUGAUCCACCUCCAAGGAAAGCAGGGCUUCCAGUUCUUCUGCAAGACGGAAGAAAUGAAGAGGAAGUGGAUGGAGCAGUUUGAGAUGGCAAUGUCCAACAUAAAGCCAGAGAAAGCCAAUGCCAAUCACCAUAGCUUUCAGAUGUACACGUUUGAGAAGACUACCAACUGCAAAGCGUGCAAGAUGUUCCUAAGAGGGACGUUUUACCAGGGCUAUCUUUGCCCGAAAUGUGGAGCAGGUGCUCAUAAGGAAUGCCUGGAAAUCAUCCCCCCCUGCAAGAUUGGUUCUUCAGCAGACCAGGAGUCUCUGGGUGCAGGACCUGGUCCUAAAAUGGUGGCAGUGCAGAACUAUCACGGCAACCCCGCGCCUCCCGGGAAGCCGGUGCUCACGUUCCAGACCGGAGACGUGAUCGAGCUGCUGAGGGGGGACCCGGACUCACAGUGGUGGGAGGGAAGGCUGCUGCAGACGAAGAAGUCAGGCUAUUUUCCCAGCUCGUCGGUAAAACCCUGUCCUGUUGACGCAAGGCCUCCCAACAGCCGGCCUCCGUCGCGAGAGAUCGACUACACGGCGUAUCCUUGGUUUGCAGGGAACAUGGAGCGGCAGCAGACGGACAACCUGCUCAAGUCCCACGUGAGCGGCACCUACUUGAUUCGGGAGAGGCCGGCGGAGGCCGAGCGCUUUGCCAUCAGCAUUAAGUUUAACGAGGAAGUGAAGCACAUCAAGGUGGUGGAGAAGGACAACUGGAUUCACAUCACAGAAGCCAAAAAAUUUGAAAGCCUUCUGGAGCUGGUCGAAUACUACCAGAGCCACUCACUGAAAGAGAGUUUUAAGCAGCUGGACACAACGUUAAAAUACCCGUACAAGUCUCGGGAACGUUCUACCUCCAGGACCUUCACACGCUCUCCAGCCUCCUGCGCUUCCUACAACUUUUCUUUUCUCAGUCCUCAGGGCCUCAGCUUUUCUUCUCCGACCUCCUCCUCCUCUCCCUUCUGGUCAGUGUUCACGCCACGAGUCAUAGGGACGGCGGUGGCGCGGUACAACUUUGCAGCGCGGGACAUGCGGGAGCUCUCCCUGCGCGAGGGCGACGUGGUGAAGAUCUACAGCAGGAUAGGCGGCGACCAGGGAUGGUGGAAGGGGGAGACCAACGGCAGGGUCGGCUGGUUUCCCUCAACCUACGUGGAAGAGGAGGGGGUACAAUGAUGGUGGCGAUGUCUGGUGGGAAGUCAUCGAGCGCCCAGCGCGAGCCGCUGCCGACCGCGCACCGUUGUCCCAACAUCCAAGGC
Messenger RNA from Tinamus guttatus (white-throated tinamou), 2453 nucleotides. The record is from RefSeq and is a predicted model, not a curated record. Lineage: Eukaryota; Metazoa; Chordata; Aves; Tinamiformes; Tinamidae.